UUCACUCACACAAACGUCAGUGUUGGAGGAAGUGUAUGCUGAGACUGGAAACUAUUCUGUAUUUGUUCUAAUAUGAGACCGAAUGUGUGAAACUCGGCUGAAAAUGAAGCCAAUUCAAGUUCUGGAUAUUGAAAGUAAAGAUAUUGGGAAAUGGAAAUCUCUACGAUUGUUGUGUAUUGCUGCAGUCAGUUGUGGACUUUUAAAAUCUACAGAAGUGUCUGCAUGGACGUAUGAAUUUGGGUCCGAUAUUAUGACAUGGAAAAAAGCCUAUGAUUAUUGUGAAAAAAAAUUCACUGGUAUGGUUGUCAUUCAAAGCAACGAAGAAUCAUCCUUCCUAAAGGACAAACUGCAACCUGUUGUUGCUAACCACUACUGGAUUGGGAUUAGAAAACAUGACCAAGAUUGGAGACGGGAAGGAACCAAUAUAUCACAAACUUUGGAUGUGGAAUAUUGGGCCCCAGGAGAGCCAAAUAACAAAAAUAAUGCACAAAAAUGUGUAGAAAUUUACCUAGGAAGACAUAAAUAUAGUGGGAAGUGGAACGAUGAAAAUUGUGAGAAGGAAAAAAGAGCUCUGUGUUAUCUAGUCAGUUGCCAAGAUUCAUCUUGCAAUCACCAUGGGGAAUGUGUGGAGACACCUGGAAAUUAUACCUGCAAAUGCUGGCCAGGAUUCCGUGGAGCAAAUUGUGAAAAUGCUGUAUCAUGCAUGGCUCCAGAGAGACCAGAGCAUGGACACAUCAACUGUACUGAUGUAUUUGGAGAAUUCCAGUAUAAAUCCAUUUGCAGAUUCAGCUGUGAUGAGGGAUUUGAAAUAAAAGGAUCAAAAUCCCUACUGUGCCAGAACUCAGGAGAAUGGUCUGAAUUUGCACCAACAUGUUUAGCUGUAUCAUGCAUGGCUCUACAGAGACCAGAACAUGGACAAAUCAAUUGCUCUGAAGCAUUUGAAAAAUUGCAGUACAGCGCUAUGUGCAACUUCAGCUGUGAAGAGGGAUUUGAAUUAAAAGGAUCAAAAUCUCUAUUGUGCCAGAACUCAGGAGAAUGGUCAGAAUCUGCACCAACAUGUUCAGCUGUAUCAUGCAUGGCUCUACAAAGACCAGAGCACGGAAACAUCCAUUGUUCUGAUGCAUAUGGAAAAUUCCUGUACAGCUCUAUAUGCAACUUUAGCUGUGCAGAGGGAUUUGAAUUAAAAGGAUCAAAAUCACUAUUGUGCCAGAACACAGGAGAAUGGUCAGGAUUUGUACCAACAUGUUUAGCUGGAUCUUGCAUGGCCCUACAGAUUCCAGAACAUGGACAAAUCAAUUGUUCUGAUGUAUACGGAGAAUUCCAGUAUGACUCCAUUUGCAACUUCACUUGUAACGAGGGAUUUGAAGUAAAUGGAUCAAACUCAUUAUUGUGCCAGAACUCAAGAGAAUGGUCCGAUUCUACACCAACAUGUUUAGCUCAGAAUAUUUCUCCUGGAAAGCAGCACCAGUUUGCCAUAGUAGGUUCUUCUCUAGCAGCUACCGGACUGACUCUUUCUGGGAUAAUUGCAUUUUCAAUAAAUCACUUUCGUAAAAAAAGAAAUCCCAGCCUCCUGGCACCCCACAAACACCCAGCGAAUACAUUUGAUAAUCCUGCAUUUGAAGAGAAGGACAUUAGCUCAUUUGAUCUUUAGUUCCUGGAACUGAUUUUUACUACUUCGAUGUCAACAAGACGCUGCAAAACUCUGGAUAUAUGGAAACACUUUAUUACCUUUACCAUGAAUCAAUGUCACUGAAUAAAGCAAAUAUGAAUAUGG
This is a messenger RNA of Pseudophryne corroboree (corroboree frog), 1774 nucleotides long. Its product is annotated as E-selectin-like. The record is from RefSeq and is a predicted model, not a curated record. The coding region runs from base 83 to 1651 and encodes 522 amino acids. Gene Ontology annotation, molecular function: calcium ion binding. Gene Ontology annotation, cellular component: membrane. Gene Ontology annotation, biological process: cell adhesion. The transcript has 12 exons. Lineage: Eukaryota; Metazoa; Chordata; Amphibia; Anura; Myobatrachidae.